Messenger RNA from Trichobilharzia szidati, 777 nucleotides. Lineage: Eukaryota; Metazoa; Platyhelminthes; Trematoda; Strigeidida; Schistosomatidae. The record is from the annotation of a GenBank genome assembly.
AUUGAAGUACACGUUGUUUCAAGGUCACUUUGAAUAAUGAGCAAAUUAUAAUGGGAUGCCUGGUUGCCUACUUUUAUUAAUAAUUUGUAUCUACUAACUAAUUGGUGUUGUUUUACGCUCUUAAGGACCAAUCGAACCAAGCAUCUUUUUUUCUCCUCAAUGCAUAUAAAAUGCCCCUUGUGUUACAUAAAAUUCGAUGCUUCAGACAUCAUCUUUCCACCUUAUUUUACAAUCAGUUAAGAAAAUAUGGUGAAGUCUCUACCACUACUACGGCUACUUCUGCUUCGGCUGCUCCUGCUACUUCUAAAAUUGUACGUGUGAAUUUUAUCAAUCGUAACGGUGAUGUUAAAAGUAUUGAAGGGAAAGUUGGCGAAAAUUUAAUGACUCUGGCUCGUCAACAUAAUAUUGAAAUUGAAGGAGCAUGUGAAGCUUCACUGGCGUGUUCCACUUGUCAUGUAUAUGUUGAAGAAAAGUUUUAUGAUCAAUUACCACCUGCUUGUGAAGCUGAAGAAGAUAUGUUAGAUUUAGCUGUAUUUUUACAAGAAAAUUCAAGAUUAUCUUGUCAGAUAACUUUAACCGAAGAGUUGGACGGAAUGAAAGUCACAUUGCCGAAAGCUACAAGAAACUUUUAUGUUGAUGGGCAUGUUCCACAACCACAUUAGAAUAAAAAUAUCAAAAGUUAUCAAUACUAGAUGUAACCGUUUAUCUUGUUGUACAUAAGAUGAAAACGUUUUGACAGAAGAAAAAAAGAGAAUUACAAAUAAAACUUCAUCUAGA